This is a messenger RNA of Spodoptera littoralis (African cotton leafworm), 1287 nucleotides long. The record is from the annotation of a GenBank genome assembly. Lineage: Eukaryota; Metazoa; Arthropoda; Insecta; Lepidoptera; Noctuidae.
AUGGCUACUACAUUAGAAGAUAAAUCAAUUUGGGAAGAUGGUGAGGAAGCGCUGAGUGAGGAAGUUCUCCGGAUGCCCACAGACGAGAUCAUCAGCCGAACAAGACUGCUAGACAAUGAGAUUAAAAUAAUGAAGAGUGAAGUUAUGAGGAUUUCUCAUGAGCUGCAGGCACAAAACGACAAGAUAAAGGAGAACACGGAGAAAAUCAAAGUGAACAAAACAUUACCUUACCUGGUAUCGAAUGUGAUUGAAUUAUUGGAUGUAGAUCCUCAGGAAGAGGAGGAGGAUGGAGCUGUGGUGGACCUGGACUCGCAGCGCAAGGGAAAGUGCGCAGUCAUCAAGACCUCAACUCGCCAGACAUAUUUCUUACCAGUCAUCGGGUUAGUUGAUGCUGAGAAACUGAAGCCAGGUGACCUAGUUGGUGUGAACAAGGAUUCCUAUCUGAUCUUGGAGACUUUGCCCGCUGAAUACGACGCCAGAGUGAAGGCCAUGGAGGUGGACGAGAGACCUACUGAACAGUACUCUGAUAUUGGUGGAUUGGACAAACAAAUUCAGGAACUGAUUGAAGCUGUAGUCCUACCAAUGACACACAAGGAGAAGUUUGUGAACCUGGGCAUCCAUCCGCCCAAGGGUGUGCUGCUGUACGGCCCCCCUGGUACAGGCAAGACUUUGCUGGCAAGAGCUUGUGCUGCACAAACUAAGUCCACCUUCCUUAAACUGGCUGGACCACAACUUGUACAAAUGUUUAUUGGUGAUGGUGCCAAACUGGUCCGAGAUGCUUUCGCCCUAGCUAAGGAAAAGGCACCAGCCAUUAUUUUCAUUGAUGAGUUGGAUGCUAUUGGUACUAAGCGUUUCGACUCUGAGAAGGCUGGUGACCGUGAGGUGCAGCGUACCAUGUUGGAGCUACUUAACCAGUUGGAUGGAUUCAGUUCCACUGCUGAUAUCAAGGUCAUAGCAGCUACCAACAGAGUAGAUAUCCUAGAUCCUGCCCUGCUUAGGUCUGGACGUCUGGACAGGAAGAUUGAGUUCCCACACCCCAAUGAAGAAGCAAGAGCGCGUAUUAUGCAGAUCCAUUCUAGAAAAAUGAAUGUUUGCCCUGACGUAAACUUCGAGGAACUGUCCCGUUCCACGGACGACUUCAACGGCGCUCAAUGUAAGGCAGUGUGCGUGGAAGCCGGUAUGAUUGCCCUACGUCGCUCCGCCACCGCCGUCACACACGAAGACUUCAUGGACGCCAUCUUGGAAGUCCAGGCCAAGAAGAAGGCCAACCUCAGCUACUAUGCUUAA